This is a messenger RNA of Camellia sinensis, 1666 nucleotides long. RefSeq lists its product as uncharacterized. Gene Ontology annotation, biological process: mRNA cis splicing, via spliceosome. NCBI's taxonomy places the organism in Eukaryota, Viridiplantae, Streptophyta, Magnoliopsida, Ericales, Theaceae. Gene Ontology annotation, molecular function: RNA binding. The record is from RefSeq and is a predicted model, not a curated record. Gene Ontology annotation, cellular component: catalytic step 2 spliceosome.
AAACUCUUCUUUUUUUUUUAUGGGGCUUUGGUGAAUUUUAUAGUAGUUGCAAUGUGAACGAAUAAUGUAGAAUUGUCUUUGAUGUUAUUAAACUGUUGCUACUGAUUAAGUAACAUGUGAAAAUCUAGGUAAUACCCUUUGAAAGUUCAUGAAUCAUGAUGCUUUGGGUUAUCUUUAUGGAUAUGAGGUUUGAAUGCUUUUUUCGAUUAGCUUCUCCCUGUAAUUGUAUGUUUCAUAAGAAACAUAACUAUGUAUCAUCACCCAUUAGGUACACAACAACCACAUUGAUUUUUGUUGCUAUAGAGCAUUACUGGAUCUCAUCAAUUUAAUUUAAUAGGUACUGUUAAGAAAAAUAACAUUUAUUGGUUUUAUUUCUUCCCAAAUGCUUAAAGUUUAUCACUUUAAUUCUAAAUUGAUUCCACAUAGAAAAUUGUAUUUUGCAUCCCAACUGUAACAUUUAGCAAUAUUUUUUAUUAUUAAUUUGUCAAACAUGUGUAUCGGAAGCUAACUUAUUGGUUAGUCUACUACAUACACUAAAAUAUUCCAUCCACCAAUUGUGUUACUUAUUAUUGAUUAGUCUCUUGUAUGCAUGGACAAAAUGGAUUGGAAGAAUGGGAGAGUUGGGGGUAAGGAACCCGGUCAACUUGAAAUUUUAACUAUUGUUGUAAUUUCCUUUCAAAUAAAAUUUACAUAUUCUCAAUCCUUAUUGAACAAAUUUAGCUUUUGUUUAAUUGUUUGCAUACAAAUUAGUAUAUCAACCUUGGCUCCAUCACCCAAGAAACAAAUAAAAAAUAGCUUUUUUUAAGUUCAAGUGUGAAAUCUUGACUCACAAGUGAUGUAGAAUGGAGUUUUGACUCCUGAGUUUAAUUUGGAGAAGCAUUUGUUGAAUUUUAUUCAUUGAAUCUUAUUUCAUUUCUUCUUUGGUUUGCUUUUGAACAACCCAAAGGCAGAAGUAAGACAUGCUUGAUGACGGGCAAUCCAGCAGAGGAAGUUGCAAUUUUUGCCAAGUCAUACUGAAUCUCCAGAUAUCCAGACUCGUGAGGAUUGUUACAAAACAUGACAACUGUAGCUCUACCUACAUGGGCACCUGCAAAAGGUGGUAAUGAACAAGGUGGUACUCGAAUUUUCAGCCCCUCCCAGAAAUACUCUUCAAGUGACAUUGCCUCUCACACAACCCUAAAGCCCAGAAAGGAUGGGCAAGACACUAAAGAGGAAUUGCAGAAGAGGAAUCUCCGUGAUGAGUUGGAGGAGCAGGAACGGUGGCAUUUCUUGUUGAAGGAUAUGUCCUAUAGUGACGAUAGAGAUCGUAGAAAAGGAGGCCAUCUACUAUUGGAAGGGGCAAGGAGAGAUGCUGAAGAUCGCCUCAUUCCACGCAGUGUAGAUGCCGAUGAUGCUGAUGUGGAACUUAAGAGCAAUGAUGGAAGGUUGUCACUCAUUGCAAACUUACCUGAAUUAAUUCAUAUGUUAACAAAAAGCUUAUACCAAUGGCCUGAUUUGUCAACUUGUGGUGUGAUUAUCGAUUUAUACUUGAUAGACCUUCUCCAUUUUUUUCAAAUCAGUUACUAUAAAGGAUGAAAUGUUUUUAAAGUAUAAUCUUGAAGACAAUAUGCAAAUGUGCAUGUGAAUAUAGUUGAAUGUUUUUUUCUAACACUUGAUUUUGUUAUUA